Mercenaria mercenaria is the source of this 1736-nucleotide messenger RNA. RefSeq lists its product as uncharacterized. The record is from RefSeq and is a predicted model, not a curated record. The coding region runs from base 127 to 1512 and encodes 461 amino acids. The transcript is spliced from 5 exons. NCBI's taxonomy places the organism in Eukaryota, Metazoa, Mollusca, Bivalvia, Venerida, Veneridae.
UGAAUAAGCAGAAUUGUAUUUUGGCCUGAUGACGUACUAACGGUAUGUGUUUUGGCGUAGUGCGCCAAUUUAGACGUUACGAUAUCCGUUACAUUAACGUCAUAUCCGAUUUCGUGAAAAACAAGAAUGGCUACGCAAAUGUCCUAUGACGAAAACGAUGUCUUAAAUUUGUACAAGAAAGCAUUUAACAUCAAAAUACCGAUGCAUUCAGUUAUUGAUGAUGAUUUCUAUGAAUGGCUGACUUUGUUCGAGAAAGCGACAAAUUGUUCCAAGUUUCUUGUUUUGCCUAGUAUUUUAUCGCUGACAGCAACUUUAUGUGGACCGAAGUCUGAUGUUUCUACCAGAGGCGGGGAGUUUUCCAAUGCAUUAAACGAAUACCUCAUUGCUGUUUGCGAUCCAGGAGGUGGCAAGUCGAAUACUUACAGUAGAGUGGUUCAGCCGGUUAUCGAUCAUAUGUAUAGAAGACAUAUGCUUCAUAUACAACUUGAAAAUUAUACUUCUGCUGGCAUCCAGAAGCACCAGACAGAUAAUAAGGGAUAUGGCAUUAUAACUGGUGACGAGGGUCACAGAUUUAUGUCUUCCAUAACUAUGAAACAGAGUAAAGGAGAAUCUGAAAAGGCACUUUUGUGCAAACUUUGGGGUGGUAGAGGAGACGCCAAUGUACUUGCGAACGGUGUUAGAGGGUUCGAUAGAACUUCUAUGUCAGCAUGUGUUUUCAUACAACCUGAGCCGCUGUUGAAAGAGCUUGUAAAUCUGAAAGGGAAUGAUGGACUGAUGGACAGGUUUCUUUUGAUAUCUGCAAAGCCAGUGUUUCAUAAGUGUCAGAUAGUUAGAGAGAAUUAUGUUGUGCUGAAAGAGUCCAAGAUGAUGGACUUUGUACAAGUUAUGGAGAAUAUAUAUGUUGCACACACAGCCGGUAUACGGUACACCCUAUCUGAAAAGGCGCAAGACAGUUACGAGGAAAUGGUGGACGCAUAUGCUGAUUACGUCCGAGACAAAUACAAUUCGGACGAAGAAGAGAAGGAGAACAGCUUAAUUACAUGCAGUCCGGAAAAUGAGGGUAUGGAUUGCCAGGGUAUAGUGACAAGUAAAGACACCCUACAUAUAUUACGUUUAUCAGCGUUACUUCACAUUCUGCAUCAAUAUAUCAAUCCUGUUCUUGGUGGUGAAGUAAUGGAAAUCCAGCAUGUGAUACCUCGGAAGCGAUUACUGCAAGCGAAGACGCUGUAUAAUAGUAUCGUACAACACAAGGCAUUGUUUCUGCAGGCCGUAUCACAAGAAAAUGGCAAGAAAGUACAUAUCAAGUCAACAAUGACAUUUAGGGAGAGAGUUGUUAAUGCUGUAUGCAAGAGCAGAGGACCUGCAGUAAGCACCCGUGCAUUACAGCGUCAAAUGAAGGGGGCUCUAUCUGAUAGUGUUAAAGUUGAACUGGAAGAACUGCAGAGGACAGGAUUUGGUGUCUUGAAAAAAGUCAGGUGUAGUGUGUUGUUUUCAAGCUGCCUGGUUGCCUGAUAGACUCUGAAAUUGGACCGCACAUGUCAUAUCUGAAGAUUGCGGGACUAGAUGUAGAAGGGUACAGCGCACUGGUCAAAGACAUGAGCAGGAUGAACGCUGAAUUAAUACAAAUAUGUAGGAUCUAUCACCCGCAAUCAGCAAUGAUGGAAAUUUAAUUGUAGAUAUUAAAAAAUAAAAGUAUCAAAAUGUUUAUUUAUAGAUUAAUGUUUUUUUUUUUUGUC